AUGUCGGCCAACACGAGCACCCGUGACAAGUUACUCGGCCUGCUCGACGACUUCGAACUAUUGAGCAGGGAACUGAUUGAAAAUUUGAGUGCUGCACGGCAACAAAAGAUAAAUGUUCAACAUCAGUUACUUCUUACUGAACAACUUGUAGCUACAGAUAAUGAAAUAAAGGCUACACUAAAAGUUGCUGAACACCAAGCAGAUGUGGAAAAAAAGGUUGAUGCAAUUAAAGCAGAAAUAGAAACGCAAGACCAACAUAUCACCCAAAUGCAAAAACAUUUCAAAGAAGCUGAAAACAUAUUGGCAACAGCAUUAUUUCAAGCAAAACAAAAAUUACAAUCUAUCAAUAAAGCGAGUAAACAUCCAGUUUCAUCAGAAGACCUCAUAAAAUAUGCCCAUAGAAUUAGCGCUUCAAACGCUGUGUGCGCACCACUUACGUGGCAACCUGGUGAUGCACGUCGACCUUAUCCAACUGAUAUUGAAAUGCGAAUGGGAUUUUUGGGUAGAUUAAGUGAUUUACCACUCAAUGGGCAUAUGAUGCAACCUCAAGGUCUGGCUGAUAUGGUGCGAUCAAAUAAUCAAAUAGAUCGUCAAACCUCCCAGCAGAAUCAAUUUGCUUGGCAUUCAACCGGUGAUAUGCACCUAGGAGUUGGAAGUGGCGUCAUAGAUACUAGAAACCAUUCUAAAGAUGUUGCUGAAGAUGUUGAGGUUAUGUCAACAGACAGUAGCAGUUCUUCCUCCAGUGAUUCUCAAUAAUUAUAUAAAUAAAAAUAAAUACAAAUUAAAAAGUGGUAAACCCAUCGAAUUGAGACUGAUCCAUUGACUGAAGUAUGGUUUUGUCAACAGGUGUCAGUCUCGGUUUCUCUUUUGUGAAAUGCUUGUCAAAAUAAUGUGUAUCCAGCGGAUGGUACUAAUAAAAACAGUAAAACAUACAACGAUUAAACUAUAGAAUAAUGUGU
Sipha flava (yellow sugarcane aphid) is the source of this 959-nucleotide messenger RNA. It is a transcript of the gene MED4, whose product is annotated as mediator of RNA polymerase II transcription subunit 4. Bases 1 to 756 code for a protein of 251 amino acids. Gene Ontology annotation, molecular function: transcription coregulator activity. NCBI's taxonomy places the organism in Eukaryota, Metazoa, Arthropoda, Insecta, Hemiptera, Aphididae. Gene Ontology annotation, cellular component: core mediator complex; mediator complex. The transcript is spliced from 6 exons. The record is from RefSeq and is a predicted model, not a curated record. Gene Ontology annotation, biological process: regulation of transcription by RNA polymerase II.